GCCCUCGUUCCCUUUGUACAGAUAUAAAUCAUUUACGGCAUCGUGACUGUGCAGUUUACUCGCCUUUUAAAUAGUCUAGACGUCUGCACGGAAUCUGUCGUGGAGAAAGGUUUUACCUGGAGCGUUGAACGAUGGAGAUUUUGGACAUCCUCCCUGCCAACUUCGGCUACGUGAUUCUGACUUACUUCUACAGCUGGGUCAUGUUGACUUACCUUGGCGUUAACGUUGGACGUGCAAGGAAGAAGUAUGAUGUCAAGUACCCCACUAUGUACAGCACUAAGGACGAAAUAUUUAACUGCAUCCAGAGAGCUCAUCAGAACACACUGGAGGUUUAUCCACAGUGGCUGGUUUUCCAGACCAUUGCUGCACUAGUAUAUCCCACGGCGGCCUCUGUUCUGGGAGUUAUCUGGGUGACCAGCAGGUUAUCUUACGCCUGGGGUUACUACACCGGCAACCCGGCCAAGAGGAUGAACGGGGCGUACGGCUAUAUCGGCCUCUUAGGAGUGAUCAUCCUGUCCCUGUCUGUUGCUCUGCAACUGCUUGGAGUUAUUUAAGAGCAUACAAUUAAGCUCUACUCUCAUAUAUGGCGCUGACCAAGUUUUCGUUUAAAGGCAUUUUUCUCUAAACCUGUGAUAGCUUGUUUAUAACACUGACCAUAACGUCCACUUAUAUAGAAUGUGGACAUGUGUAUGAAAUGAAUUUCUUUUGUAGAACUAUGAACUCUGAUUCAUAGCACUAACCCUAUGUUUCCUUUCUAAAAGCAUUAGCUUAACAUUUUUGUUUCUAUAUGUCACAAAUAUACAGAACACUGUUUUAGUGGUUUUUUUUUUU
This is a messenger RNA of Pangasianodon hypophthalmus (striped catfish), 831 nucleotides long. It is a transcript of the gene mgst3b, whose product is annotated as microsomal glutathione S-transferase 3b. Gene Ontology annotation, molecular function: glutathione peroxidase activity; glutathione transferase activity. The record is from RefSeq and is a predicted model, not a curated record. The transcript has 4 exons. Bases 132 to 554 code for a protein of 140 amino acids. Gene Ontology annotation, cellular component: nuclear envelope; endoplasmic reticulum; membrane. Lineage: Eukaryota; Metazoa; Chordata; Actinopteri; Siluriformes; Pangasiidae.